Molecule: messenger RNA, 9456 nt
Organism: Onychostoma macrolepis
Lineage: Eukaryota; Metazoa; Chordata; Actinopteri; Cypriniformes; Cyprinidae
Product: zinc-binding protein A33-like
Exons: 7
Coding region: 4480-5841 (453 amino acids)
Molecular function (GO): zinc ion binding; protein binding
Source: RefSeq, a predicted model, not a curated record
UGCGCUUGAAACAGCACGGAGUAACAGCGCUCCGCAAGUCCGCAUCAUGGCCGAGCACAGGAGGGUGCCCCGGUGACUGGAGCCACUGCCCCUCUGCCUGCCCUCAUCGGCUGAGGUGCCCCUCUCACGAAACCCACCCCCGCUAUCACCGCAGCUCAACGCGUUUAGUAACCGCUCCGCUAAAGAUCCACUGAUUCCGCGAAUCGACUCACAAUCUGUGUGCCGCUCUCUGGAGACGACAGUUCUUCCCGAAGUUUGUUGCAUUAACAGGUAGAUGCAUUACAAUCCACAUUACAGUCUUGAUAUGCUGAAUUAGCAAUUUGGUAGUUUGUUUUUGUAUUUGCUCUCGGUCUUCAACCAGUCGUAACAACUUAGAAUAUCCACGUUCUUAGAAUGGUUAAUCAAAUUAUUGUACCCGAUCAGAUCUAAUAUAAAUAACACAAAAUUUGCUGUUGUUUCUACACUUUGUAGAAACAAAAAAAAAAAAAAAAAAACAAUGCCUUCACAAAAAAGGAGAAAGAGAGAGAAAGAGCAAAGGGAGGCUGCUAAAGUCAGUUCAACAUCGCAAACACGAAUUCAAAGCUCAGCAAGCAUCAGGUAAAUCAUCAUAUAGAAUAUUUAGCAGUUUGUCACACUUUAAUUCUUGCUAUUAAGUAUUUUUUCCCAUUAUAAUAACUUGUCUUAGUUACUAGUAAUCUAACACAUUUAUAAUAUUGUAUUAAAACCAUAUUAAUAGGCCUAUAAUAGUUAAAAAGGUAAUGUUCUAAAUGAGCUGUUUAUUUGUAUAUAAUAUAGAUUUAUGCUGUACAAUAUUGAAUUAAAUGUCUAAUACUUAUACUUCCAUUGAAGAUGAGGCAGAAGCAGGCUCAGAGAGUGAGGAAGAGCCAACUCUAUCAAAACAUCUACAAUAAAGUCUGAAAUUAUUGCAGUGCUGUCUUCUCUUUUAGUUGUACACUAUGCAGUCAAAAGUUUUUGAACAGUAAGAUUUUUAAUGUCUUUUAAAGCAGUCUCUUCUGCUCACCAAGCCUGCAUUUAUUUGAUCCAAAGUAGCAAAAACAGUAACAUUCUGAAAUAUUUCUUACUGUUUAAUUCUAUUUAAUAUUCUAUUUGAAUGUUUUAAAAUGUAAUUUAUUCCUGUGAUUUCAAAGCUGAAGCUUUAGCAUCAUUACUCACAUGAUCCUUCAGAAAUCAUUCUCAUAUUCUUAUUUGCUGCUAAAAAACAUUUAUUAUUAUUAUUAUUAUGUUGAAAACAGCAGAGUAAAAUUGUUUUCAGGUUUCUUUGAUGAAUAGAAAGUUCAGAAGAACAGAAUUUAUCUGAAAUAGAAAUAUUUUGUAACAUUAUAAAUUCUUCAUUCAUUAUAAAGUCUUUCUCAUCACUUUUGAUCGAUUUUAAAGCAUCCUUGCUAAAUAACAGUAUUAAUUUAUAUAAUUUCUUUCCAAUAUACUGACUCCAAGCUUUUGAAUGUUUGUAGUGUAUAAAUGCUGAUCUUUGGAUAUUUCUAUUCAUCAAAGAAUCCUGAAAAACAACUUACUCAACUGUUUUAAAUAUUGAUAAUAAUAAUAAUAAAAAUUGUUUCUUGAGCAGCAAAUCAGAAUAUUCGAAUGAUUGGUGAGCAGAAGAGACUUCUUUAAAAAAAACAUUAAAAAUCUUCAAAAAACUUUUGGCUGGUGUAUAUUUGUAACAACUGGAUAAUUUGUAUUAACAAGCACCCACCCCCUUAGUGCCACUUUUUUUUGGUUUGGCCAUUGCCCCUCAAAAUGUCUGUGAACGGCCCUGGUCCGCAUAGAAAGGUUCAAAGCACAAAGUGAAGAGAUAUUAAUGUGUAGUGUAUUAAAUCUGUGCGAUAGUUUAUUGAGCCUCUUCUUUUAACAGUUUUAAAUUUCAGUUACUGUGCUCGUUAAGAACAUAGUGCUCUCUAGUCCAGUGUUGUGAAAACAGCACGAAGAUAAAGUCCUGCAAGAUAAAGUCCUUUUAUGCAAAACCAUUUAUCUUUAUUUACAGAUCAAUAUUAGGAACAUUUAAUAAUCUUGCAGAGAGUUUCAUCGUCUUGACUCUAGUAACCGAAUGUGACACGCAGUUUGAACGCUGAACGGAAGAUGACACACAGCCGCAGAGAGAAGGGUUUACAUGAACUUGACUUAAAUAUUCAUCCGUACCUCACAUUAAACUAUGCAACGGCUUCAUAACACUUGAAAUAUAGUGCACGGAAACUUUAUGGUGUUUUAUAAUGUGUUUGUAGCUUUUGUGGGGCUUAAUAAUAACACAAUAGUAUACGCACAAUAUCGGAUUUGGAUCGGUCUCGUCUGAUUGAUACCCCGAUCCGGCAGAAAAUGCCAAUAUCGGAGCGAUACCGAUACUGAAUAUCGGAUCGGCGCUCCCCUAGUUGACCACUACAAUAUGGCGGACGGCUUUCAUAUAGCGGCCCAUAGAAACAGUCGCUAAUGAGGCAUCUACAUAUACAUAUCUAUGUUUUACGGAUCCCAUGCGAAAAAAAAAAGUGUAUUUUACCCCCCAGAAUGCGUUUUUACAGUUGAACCCCCCUCGAAACGCAAUUGGGCUAGUUUUGAGCUAGUUUUGAAUGGAAACUGGGCGAGUUUUGUGUGCUACAGCAGCAUAGCACACAUUGAUUGGCACAUGCGCAUUACAGACAGGCAGAGAGCCGCAGAAGUGAAGCCCUCCCUGGCUCCCUCCCUCAGUUGUGUUCGUCUUGAUCUGGAGGUGAGUGGUGUAAUGAACAAACGACUAAGCUACCUGUGCCUCUAAUUUACAGCUAAUUAUCCAAAAGGCAAAUAUAGUUAAUUUGUCUUGCUAACAUCCACUCAUGUGACUCAUGUGCUACAUGUAAUAAGUUGGCAUACAGGCUAACUUAAUGGAGAAACGACAGCUGAAUACAGUAAAAUUAAUAACGUCAUCAGAAUCGCCACAUUGAUAUUCAAAUCAGGCGUUAGGUAAUUAAAAUGCGCUAAUUUGCAUACAUUUGACACAAGGCAUUGCAGAUGAAUAGGAUAAACAAAAUAACUAAAUAUAUACUUGAAAAUAGUAGAAUAGAAAACAUGCACAUUGUGGCUUCCUUUCCUUUUUGGGUGAAUGGGAGGGAAUUAAAAUAAAUUGGUAACUAGAGUAAGUCAGAGUUGUGUUAAUAUAUUUAACAUUUUGUUUAGAAAAAAAUAAAUAUGAGAAGUUCCCUUUUUUCAAAAUUCAAAAAGACAAUUGUUUUCUGGCCAUUGAUCCUGGUGACUCAACUCAACUAUGAUUUAAUGCUGCCUUCACGUGCUAUCGGUCGGAAAUUGGAAAUGAAAGGCCUCCCUAUAGUCCUACUUACAACUGGGAAACUGAGAUAAUAAAUAAAAAAAUAAAUAAUAAAAAUGAGAUAGAAAACUAUUAUUUUAUAUUGUAAACCUAUUUCACAAUAUUACAGUUUUUUUUAAUGUGUUGAAUAAAUGUAGACUUGAUGAGCAGAAGAGAGAGAGAGAAAAAAACAAAACAUUAAAAAUCUUACCGAUCCCAAACGUUUGAAUGAUAUUGUGUACUAUAAAUUUAAAAAGCAAAGGUUUACUAAUCAAACAGAGUCUGACGUUGUGCGGAAACAUGAAGAAACAGUAAAGGCCACAGAAGGUACAUGAUUAUUUUCUCACGGGAAAUAUUGGAAACAGCAGAGACAAACACAAUUCACCACUGAAUUACUUACAAAACAUCUCGCCUGUCCCUUAAAUAAUGACCGAAUCAGGCCAGCGAUUGUGAAACUUGGAUCAAAUGCUGUUUAAUCAUAUUUGAAAGCAAAAAAAAAAAUCUGUAUCUUUACCGCAACAAAUGCAUUUAAACAAGAAUCGUCUGUAAUAUCUGGACUAAGAUUAUUGUAAUACAAAUCAAUCUUCAAUUCAUCUUUUCUCACAUACUUCCUUCUGUUUUUCAGUCAACAAUUUUCAGAGCCUGAUGGGAGGGAGAAAGUUAAUCUGAGGCCAGCCAAACACAGAAAGUAAAAGAUUAAUGAGAAAUUAGUAUUGUAGUGUGAUGGAAACCGUUAUAUUUGAUGGUAUAUCUAUUUUCCUUAUGUUCUAUUUGCACAGGUGUUAGUAUCUGUGUAUGUGUCUAAAUCUUUUGUCAGCAUUCCUCUAACAGGGGGAGGGCUGUGACCAGUUAGAGCUAAUCUGAGAAGAUACUGUUGAAGGUCAAGAUCCUUGGACUGUGUUUAUCAGUAGAAGAGACUGUCUCCUGUCUUUCUCACAGAGCGUCUGUGUUUUUCACUCUCGGUCUUGCAUUUAAAAACAGAUUUAGAAUUUCAGUGGUAGCCUAAUUAAAAAUUGGUUUUCUUUUCUUUUUUUAAGCUCUGUUGUUAUCGAUCAUUAAGCCGUUAUUCUGCCUCAGAAGUCUGUCUGAAAUCACUUUUGGGAGGAACCGUGAACACAGAGUCUUUCAGACGAAGCCGCAGCGAGUCUUCUGAGGAGAGACAGCAGAUUGCUGGAGCUCAAACAGUGAAAAUGGCUUCACUGUCUGAUGAAGAUUUUUCUUGUCCCGUGUGCUUUGAAAUCUUCAAGACUCCUGUUCUUCUGUCAUGUAGUCACAGUGUCUGUAAAGAGUGCCUUCAACAGGUCUGGAGAACCAAGAAAACUCAGGAGUGUCCCGUCUGCAGGAGAAGAUCCUCAAAACGUUGCCCUCCGUGUCAUCUUGCGUUGAAAAACUUGUGCGAGUCGUUCCUGAAGCAGAAAAAGGAGAGGCUUUCAUCAGGAUCUGAGGAGAUCUGCGGUUUACACAGUGAGAAACUCAAACUCUUCUGUCUGGAGGACAAACAGCUGGUGUGUUUGGUGUGCAGAGAUUCACAGAAACACGUCAAUCACACAUUCAGACCCAUCAGUGAAGCCGUUUCAUCAUGUAAGGAGGAGCUCAAUACAGCACUGACAUCAUUACAGAAGAAACUUCAACGCAAUAAAAACAUUAAAGGAGGGUUUGAGGAAACAGUUCGACACAUCACGUCUCAAGCUGAGCACACAGAGCAUCAGAUUAAACAGCAGUUUGAGAAGCUUCAUCAGUUUCUCAGAGAUGAAGAAGAAGCUACAAUCACUGCACUGAGGGAGGAAGAGGAGCAGAAGAAGCAGAAGCUGGAGGAGAUGAACAGACACAUCUCAGCUCUUUCACACACAAUCAAAGACAUGGAGGAGAUGAUGAAAGCCAGUGAUGUCUGCUUUCUGAAGGAGUUUCCAGUCUCAAUGGAAAGUGUCCAGAUCUCAUCAGAGCCGGAUCCACAGAUGCCUUCUGGAGCUUUGAUUCAUGUGCCACGAUACUUGGGCAAACUGCCCUUCAGAGUCUGGAAGAAGAUGCAGGAGAUCAUCCAGAACACUCCUGUGAUUCUGGAUCCAAACACGGCUCAUCAAUGGCUCAUCGUGUCUGAUGAUUUGACCAGUGUGAGAUUCAGCGAGAAGAAUCAGUAUUUUCCUGAUAAUCCGGAGCGAUUUGACUAUUUUCGCUGUGUUCUGGGAUCAGAGGGUUUUAACUCAGGAACACACUGCUGGGAUGUGGAGGUUAAACAGAGUUCAUCCUGGAUUCUUGGAGUAACUACAGCAUCAAACCAGAGGAAGGGAUGGCGUUUCUUUAACACUGAUGUCUGGACUGUGGAGUAUCAUCAGGAUGGAUGGUCUCCAGAUUUUGGUUUUCGAGUGAAACGGAAGCUUGAUCGUGUGAGAGUGUAUCUGGACUAUGACAGAGGAACGUUGUCAUUCUCUGAUCCUGUAACUAACACACAUCUACACACAAUCACAUCCACCUUCACUCACACACUCUUUCCAAUCUUCAGUAAUUAUGAUUUAUCUUCCUCUAUGAGGAUCUUAGCGAUCAAUAGUCAGUAAUCAUUACCCCUGUAGGUGUGGAUUUUCCUGCUUUCAUCUCAAUAUUUAAUCCAGAUCACAAGAGUAAGAUGUGAUCUGAAACUGAAGAAACUGUCUACCAAUAGCUGCUCGCAUCAAAUUCAAGGUACUGACAUUUGCCUACAAGACAACAACUGGCGCUGCACCAAUAUACCUAAACUCGCUAGUUCAAACUUUUGCGCCCUCCAGAAGUUCUGCAAGUGAACGCCAUCAGAAAGAGGCAUAAAAUCACUCUCACGGACCUUUUCCUGGACUGUUCCCAGCUGGUGGAAUGACCUCCCGAUCUCAAUUCGAACAGCUGAGCCAUUUUCAAAAAAACAUCUAAAGACACUUUUUGCCAGCACCUGACCAACUUAUACUAGCACUUACCUAUUCUAUUCUAUUCUGUUUAUAUAUUUUUAAAACCUAGCUACGUGUACUGUGCUAGACUAACUGAGACUUGUCAUGACACUUGUAUACUGUUGCUCUCUCGUUGGUCUGAUUGCUUCUAUUGUUCUCCUCAUUUGUAAGUCGCUUUGGAUAAAAGCGUCUGCUAAAUGAUUAAAUGGAAAUGUAAGUGACUAAGAGACUGUUGAUCUUAAUAUCAGAUAAUAAUCACUCAGAAAACAAGUAAAUUUAUUCAUCUUUAAAAGUGAAAAAUUAUUAAAACACACAAAGCAUUAAAAUAAGUCAUGUUAAUCAUCAAUCAAUGAUGUGUCAUGAAUAACACCCUAGCAACUACAUAGCAACCAAUCCGAACACCCUAGCAACUAGCCAGAGUACCCUAGCAAUUGCAUAGUGAUCUGUGUGUUUGUGUGUGUGAGAGAGAAGGUUAUGGCUGCACAAUCAGUACAUGUAUCUGUACACCUCCCCCGCGUGAUCUACGUCCAUGCCUCCAUGUUAAUAAACUGCCCCUGUAGUUUAUUCAUUAAACAAUCACUACAAUUACAGACACAUGUACUGAUUGUGCAGCCAUAACCUUAAAUAUCAUAUACUAUCAAUCAUAAGCAUAUUACUCGAAUAUUGGAGUCACACCAGAUCUGAAAGCACUUUCCUCUUGCUGUAGAAAUAGACAUAUUCAAUGGUGUUUUUGUCCUUCAUGCCGUGAUCAACCACCUGAUUAAGAAGAGAUUGAAUAGUUAAUCGCUGAGACAGGGAUUGAAGGGGUGAAUUCAGUAAACAAACACUCUUGAGCAUCUUAUGUAAAUGCAGAAAUCUCCAUAUUGUUCACCGAACACUCAAGUAAGUACACACAAUCAGCACUGAAAUACUACAUAAACUGGUUCUGUGAAACAGUCGUGUCUGUUGCAGCACUGUAAAAGAAAAAAAAAGUCCUGUAAAUUUAACAAUAAAAUGCUGUUUUCACAUAAUAAGAAAACAUUUUUUUUUUUUUUUGCGAUGCAUUGUGGGACAUGUUGAUCAGCAACAGUAUGACACUUUUAUUUAACAGCACAAUACCAUAUUUUCCCUUGUACAUGUGCUUAUAAGAAGACAUUUUGGUUUAUUUGCACGAGGUCAUUUUGCAGCUCUGCCUUUUAUUGUUUUAUUUCUAAAGUGAUUAUUACUUUUAAAUAUUAAAGGGUUACACUUUAUUUUGAUAGUCCACUUUAGACAUUCUACUAACUAUAAGUAAUUUGUAACUACAUGUCAACUACAUGUCAAAUAAUUCUCAUUAAUUUACAACUAUAAUUUGUUGUAUGUUGUGGACCCAUCAAAAUAAAGUGUUAGAAGAUAUUAAGAAGACAGUCUACUAAUACUCUAAUCACUGCUAGUUGACAUGUAGUUGCAAAGUUACUUAAGGUCAAUUGUUGAAAUUUUGUCCGAAAUUUCCGCACGUUAAAAAAUAAAUACGACCUCACGUUGUGUCAAUCACGUUUACACACUGCCUCCGAAACUUUCGUCCAUCAUAAAAAAAUUCAGAUCAGGUUCGAUUUUAGGGGAGGUUCGAUCUAGCAUGCAUUUGAUAGGAAAGGAUGAGGAAUACGAAAAAACGGAAAAACGCACGUGAAAAUAUCGGACUCAGUGUGCAGUGACCUUUACUGUUAGUAGAAUGUCUAAAGAGCACUAUCGAAAUAAAGUGUUACCUAUUAAAGUUUAGACAUCCAAUUAAGCUUUUGGGAUUUAAAUUUGAUUUGCGAUUGGCGUUUUAAUCAGCAAGUUACCACAGGAGCAUGAUUCCUUUGUACAGACUGGCAUCAUAUUUUUCUAACCGGCACAUCCUAAGCCUUAUCCGAGUAAAAAAUUACUGUAGAAUGAUGUUUUUUUUUAUCUUACAAUUACAUUUUUUAUUACAAUUAAAAUUCAGUUACAAUUUUAGCGUGAGGUUCAAACCGUCCAUUAUCUUCUGGUGUUAUUUGCAACUGCGUUUUUGGUUUUAUCUGUAGGUUUUCAGAGUAACGUACUCUUAAAAAUAUUAAGAUACAUUAUGAAGAGUCAGAGAAGCAUAAUUUGAUGAUAGGACAGCUUGUUUUAACCAUGGAACAGUAAUCGAGCAAGAUAGCAUUGUUAGCUCAUUAGCACAUACUCACACUGCAUUUGAUUUGUUAUUUAAUACCGUCACACAAUUUAUGCAACAAACACAUGUCCCAAUCUUUAUCUAAGCAAAAGACCUGUGUAUGAAUAAAAUUCAUCAUUCUUGUGUGAUUACUGUGAACAUGUGUAUUCAAACCGCUGUGACUGCAAAAAUAGCAGCAUGACAGAUGGACAGUUGGAAUUUCUAGGUUUUAUUUUAUUUUUUAACUUUAUUUGAAUUUUUGUGGGGGAUGUCUGUAAUUAGUUAACUAAGCUAUCUAUUCUUUACAUUAUGUUUUCCUUGUACUUGUAGUUCAACUACUGAAGGCUGACCCUGUAGAGAAGCAAAGGACUCAUUCUUUAAUUAAAUGCAAGUUUGCCUAUUGUUUUUUACUUUAUUGAAUUGUUUGGGCUGGUUUGACUGUAAGCCAGUGGUAUGGCCUUAAAAUAUCUGCAUAUUGGUGUUAGUAGUGGCAGCAUGCUUUAUUUCUAUGGCUCAGAAUGAUUUAUCCUCAUUUCCUUUUCUGUUGAUGCAUUUAUUCCAGUAAGAACUCUGUUAUGAGAUACCACAAAGUCCUCAGACUCGUCGAGAGUGGCUCAACUAAGGCAGAUGCCUAUAGUAGCGUGGAGGUGGACUGAAACACAAUCGUCUAUCAAGCAUCAUUUGCAGAGCUGGCUGCAGUUAACCCUGAAAUGUACAAGGUCCUGAGAGCUGGAUUCAAAAAAGGUCAUAGCCUGCAAAAGUUUGCUGACAAACGUAAGGCUCGGUGUAUUUUGGAGCCAAAUGCCAGUCUCAUCAGUGCCAUAAAACAGGCCAAUGACUUGUUAGCAGGGCUGGGAAGGUUACUUUUAAAAUGUAUUUCACUACAGAUUACAAAAUACAUGCUUUAAAAAGUAAUCAGUAAUGUAUUUCGUUAGAUUACUCAGGUUUAGUAACUUAAUCUAAAUACUUUAGAAUACUUUGAAAUACUUAAGCUAUGUAACACAAAGGAACAUGAUGUCUUGUUUUUAUGUUUUCCAACUCUAAAUAAAAGUGACAUCUACCAGUCAUAAGAUUUGAGUUUUCUUUGCAUUUUAUUUUUAACAACAUUGGUUUUCCACAGCAUU